CAGAGCGGCGGAUUUGUAGCAAUGUCGACUCAGGAAGUUGGCAUUUCGGUAACGAAGAAGACGCACACAUCUCAAAUUGAAAUUAUUCCAUGCAAGAUCUGUGGAGACAAAUCUUCAGGAAUCCAUUAUGGUGUGAUUACCUGUGAGGGCUGCAAGGGUUUCUUCAGGAGGAGUCAGCAAAGUAACGCCACCUAUUCCUGUCCUCGUCAGAAAAACUGUUUAAUCGAUCGAACGAGUAGAAACCGCUGCCAACACUGUCGGUUGCAAAAAUGCCUGGCUGUGGGGAUGUCUCGAGAUGCUGUAAAGUUUGGUCGCAUGUCCAAAAAGCAGAGGGACAGCUUGUACGCAGAGGUACAGAAGCAUCGGAUGCAGCAGCAGCAGCGAGACCACCAGCAGCCCCCUGGAGAAGCGGAGCCACUGACCCCGACCUACAGCAUCACGGCUAAUGGGCUGACGGACCUGCACGAUGACCUCAGUAAUUACAUUGAUGGGCACCCCCCAGAAGGUAGCAAAGCCGACUCUGCGGUCAGCAGCUUCUACUUAGACAUACAACCUUCUCCAGACCAGUCGGGGCUUGAUAUUAAUGGCAUCAAACCAGAACCGAUCUGUGACUACACACCCGCAACAGGCUUCUUUCCAUACUGCUCCUUUACCAAUGGAGAGACUUCUCCGACUGUGUCCAUGGCAGAAUUAGAACAUCUUGCGCAGAAUAUCUCUAAGUCACAUAUGGAAACCUGCCAGUACUUGAGGGAGGAGUUACAGCAGAUAACGUGGCAAACUUUUCUACAGGAAGAAAUCGAGAACUACCAGAGCAAGCAGAGAGAGAUAAUGUGGCAGUUAUGUGCAGUGAAGAUAACAGAAGCAAUACAGUAUGUGGUGGAGUUUGCCAAACGCAUCGAUGGCUUUAUGGAACUAUGCCAAAACGAUCAAAUUGUGCUUCUAAAAGCAGGGUCUUUAGAGGUUGUAUUUAUCAGAAUGUGCCGUGCCUUUGACUCUCAGAACAACACAGUAUACUUUGAUGGCAAAUAUGCUGGCCCUGAUGUAUUCAAAUCAUUAGGCUGUGAAGAUUUCAUUAGUUUUGUUUUUGAAUUUGGAAAGAGUUUAUGUUCUCUGCACCUUACUGAAGACGAGAUUGCAUUAUUCUCAGCAUUUGUUUUACUAUCUGCAGAUCGAUCGUGGCUUCAGGAAAAGGUAAAAAUAGAAAAGCUCCAGCAAAAAAUUCAGUUCGCGCUUCAGCACGUGCUGCAGAAAAACCAUCGAGAAGAUGGGAUAUUAACAAAGCUAAUAUGCAAAGUGUCUACCUUAAGAGCACUGUGUGGACGACAUACAGAAAAGCUUAUGGCGUUUAGAGCAAUAUAUCCAGACAUUGUGCGACUUCACUUUCCUCCCUUGUACAAGGAGUUGUUCACUUCAGAAUUUGAGCCAACGGUGCAGAUGGAAGGGUAAAGGUAUCUUCUAAAUACUCCUAGAAUGCCUGAGGUACGAACGUUAAAAACCGAAAGGAAAAGAGAGAGAGAUUAAACGAAACCGAGACACUUUCGUGGCCCCGCUUAGACGUAGGGAGCCAGCACACUGCACAUCUUCCAGAAACCGGAGUCAGGCAGAAGGGUGGGAAAAACGAAGCGCGAGCUGAACUUGUUUUUCUCAUUGGUGCAGUCGUUGCGAUGCCCGCCGAGGGGGACCCUCUUUCCUGCCUGGACUUCUCAGCCGUCAGCCUCUCUUUACGCAGGAGGAGGGUCUUUCUCUGUCCUUGUAACUCACUGCCCACCGAGACUCUCACCGAACGAGGUUCUGUUCGCGAGAACGGGAUCUCCAGCUAGAAACCAGCGACUGGUGUGCCCUGCAGAGGCUUCGCAUCAUCGGUUUUGCACAACUUGCUCAUUGUUUCAUGAAGGACGAUGUCUUUUCACCGUGCCACGGUUGCCGCGGGGCGAAACGGCACGAUGAGAGUCCAUAGCAAUAGCAUUAUAAUCUAUUACAGGGUAAAUGGGCAUGAAGUCAAUAUAUAGCAAAAGAGACGAUAUUGUUUAUAUAUUGUUUUAAUUAAUAUAAAAUGUAGUUACUGGUAUAGCUUUUAUUGUUGAAUUGAUAAGGCACUUUCAUUUUGCACCUUUUUCUUUUAAAUUAUAUGCUGGCGUGUUCAGUGUUGUGCUGCAUGUACACCAGAAAUUCGAGUUGGGAGGGAGAGGACACUGCAAGGGGGUUUGUGCUGCUAUUUCCCACGUCUCCUUCGGAGGAGGAGAGGCUGGCCCAGGUCCCGAAACCCCUUCGGCGGGUUUUGUGGAACGGGCAGGGAGGGAGGAGGGACAUCAAGUUUCUAAACUGUUCUCUGGUUCUGAAAACGAUGAUUUCAUUGGAUGAGCAAAAAAAAGAGGAAAAGAAAUCCCUAGGCUUAGACCAGAUUGCUGACAGUGGGGAUUGUGGAAAAAGAAAAAAAAAAGAGCUACGUUUAAUCACUUAACAAAAUGUGUUGGUUUUUAGUAACAUCUUUUAAAGUCAGCCCAUUUACUGGGGUGAGUAAAUAUGGAUUCCGACAACCAAAUUUAGACACUUGUGUUUUGGAAAUAUUGGUCCUAAUACUUUUGUUUACAUUUAGUGUGUGCGUGUGAGAGUGUGAGAGUGUGGGGGGGGUGGAGAGAGACAGAUUCAACAUAUCAAGACAGGUAGGGUACAUACAGAUGUUUUCUCACGGGUAGUCUCCAUGGAUUUAAAUCUGUAUUCAGUGCAUGGAAGCCCGACGCUUCGCUGAAUUGUGACACUGCUGUUUGCUUGUGCAAAGCUGCUCUUACCCAUGGCUACUUCCUUUGUAAACCGAGAAGUGCUAGUUAAACACUUACUUCCCAACCUGCUUCAAACAGAGGCGUCCAUAGGAGGCGGUCAAAAAAGCCGGUGGCUUUGAUCACGCCGUUGCAACCACCCUCUUGACUGUUUUGAGCCUCCCCAUGUUGAAAUCCAAGCAGUCUGAAUUCAUGCUAUGCCUACCAAAUGCUGCACUUUAGCCACACGUACCUAGAGUCAUGAAUAAGAAGCUGAAUGUUAGGAAUUAUUUACAUAAUGGCCAAUGAAAUCCAGUCAAGCAAUCCUAUUCAGAUGCAACACCUGAUCCUAAAAACGGGUUGGGAGCAGUUGCAAGUUGGGCUCCGGUUCCCCUUUUGACAUUCCAUUCUCUCCUUGGACCACUUCAAAAUCACGGGGGGGCCUCCCCUCAAAAUGUGGCCAUACCAGCUUAUCUCGGUCGGAAGUGUGGUUCCAGUUAGAUUCCUGGUCUUCUGGAUUGUUCUUAUAGCCAGUGACCACGACUGCAGUCCUAUGCACUUUGAUCCGUUGGAAAGCCCCGUUGAAUUCAACGGGGCUUCCUUCCAAAUAGACCUGCAUAAUGCUCUAUGGUAGAGUGGUUUAAUCACCCAUAUUUAAAGGAGCAAAUUACAUAGUAUUUAAUUCUAAUUAUUUCUCUUUCCUGCAUCUUGAAGCAGUGUACGUUAGCGGUGAAUCUUGAAUCAUGUUUACCGAUGUACCUUAGAUAUUUUUAAUUCGUUGACUACUAAGCAGCCCUAAUCAUUCUGAGGGUCAUUUUCAGUUCUGAUUCCAGUUACCUCUUCGAUGGUAAACAUGCCAUCAAGAAUGGAAGCGAUUAAGACGUUUAUUCCAGGAGAAUAGUAAUGUCAGCAAACCCUUCAAGUGAUUCUUUCUUAGAAGUAGAUUUUAUAUAGCAACCUUCAACAUCCCAAUGAUUUGAAUAUCAAGCAUACGUAUGGAUGUUUCUUCUUGUCUCAAAGUUUUUAGCAAGUCCCUUUAUCUAGACAUCACUUUAUUAGGCUGAUAAAACACCAUUGAGAAAAAUACUUUCAUCCUUUAUUAAAUAUUAGAAUUAAGUCAGUUGUAUAAUUACACAAAUGAUGUAAAUUGAUGCAGAUAACAGGAAUCCAUGUUCAAAGUCAGUUGUAUAAUUACACAAUUAGUACAAUUAUACAAGUCAGUUGUAUAAUUACACAAAUGAUGUACAUUGAUGCAGAUAACUUGAAUUCAUAUGCAAGUACUAGAAGAUACUACUUCCCCCCAAAUGGUCUGUUAAACUGAGACCUUACUAAGCUAUAUUUUGCUUUUUGGGUUUUUUUAAGAAUAUAUAAUAUCUAGCAGGUAGUAACAUUUCUUUUUUCAUUGGUUAAUGCGUUCUCCCAUGUGCUACUAUUUUACCUUUUUAAAUGGUCUUUAAACCGUAUUAACUACCAUUUAAAUGGUAUUUAAACUUUUUAAAUGGUACUUCAUAAAAGUUGCAUGAGGGGUCAAGUCUUGUUAUUUUCCAUAGUUUUCGUUUAGUGCUGAGUAAACAGCUGGAAUUUUCCUAAAUAUUGAGAAAUGCCCUGCUAAUUAUUUGGCACAGAAAAUACAACUUUGCCUGUUUCUCUCUCUCUUUUUUUUUAACGCGCUUCAGAAUUAUGAAACCAGUUUGGUCACAUCCCAAAAAAUGUUUGGAUAAAACUUUUCCCUCUCUCUCCCUCUCCCCCUCCUAUUUUUUAAAGUCAAAGUUUGCUGCAGCUUAUAUAGGCUUAAAUAGUUACGAGAGAAUCCGGUGUGUCAACAAGCAGGCAUAAAGCAGAGCUGAUAAUGGACUAUAAUGAGUUGUCUGUAUGUCUAAUUGGUUAAUGUAAUCUUAGCCUGUGAACAUAAAGGAACCCAUCCAAACAUUUUAAAGCAAUAGGGGCCCAGCUGACGGAGAGUUUCUUCUGGAUCCGUGUUUCUCA
Molecule: messenger RNA, 4742 nt
Organism: Python bivittatus (Burmese python)
Lineage: Eukaryota; Metazoa; Chordata; Lepidosauria; Squamata; Pythonidae
Source: RefSeq, a predicted model, not a curated record